AUGGAGCCCUCGGCCUUUUCAGGGCGUCUGCUGACUGCAUCCUCGGACGCCAGUCUAGGGGUCUCCGCCUCGACAGCUUCUGCUGCAACAUCUAGAAGGCACUCGGAUGCCACGCCCUAUCGCAGAAAAAAUCUCCUUGUGGAAAGGAGUAUCUAUCAGCGCCAAUCACCCCUGACGCAGCGCUCACUAGGACACAGUAUUUCAGAGAGCAAGUCCGUAGAUAUACGGAAGCCAAGCCUAAGCUUGAGGGACUCUUUGCCCUCAAGUGCUGGAACCCCUACCACUUCACCAGGAGCAUCUGGACGGCUAAAAAUACGCAGUGGAGACGAGAAGGCAACGAUUUCUCGAAUAUGGGAGGCCUUAUAUCUGUCUGAGGGCGAGCGGCGGUAUGCAUGGAAUGUACUAAAAGGAGACACUGCCGCGCAAAAGAUCUAUGGGUGCCGCUUGCGAGUUAUUCUUGGUCUUAAAAAAGAAUAUGUAGAUCUUACCCACCAAAGGCAAGCAGCUAUUCGCAGCUUCUUGAUGAUGCUAAAUGAGAACCACACAAAAGCGAGUACUAGCUCAAGAAAACGUAUUGCAGAACUCGUUCUCAGCAUUAGAUCGUUGACAUCAAGAGUAACUUUUGCCUUAGAGAGAACAAGAGCUCAAUGCAAGCUGCCCCUGAAUCUUCCUCUGUUUUCAGCUGAAGCAAUUAGUCAAAACUGCACAGAAUCAUGGUAUGCACGUCUUUUAACAGAAAACAUCUUCACAGAGGAGGUUGUUAUUAAACUGAUGCUCCUCAUUGGAUUUUUCGAUGACCCUGACAAAGGUGAAUUUGUGGGUAUUGACACUGUAAGCGAUGCCGUGGCCGCCUUUUAUAAAAGGUCAGUGGAGUACGGUGUUUGGAUAACCUCAAAUGUUGAUGAUUCUGCCCCGAAAGAGCAAAGAUCGGACCAAACGGGGAUAUUUACCUCUGCAGAUGUUUCCCUAUUUUUACUCUUGGGAUUACCAAUACCGACUCUGAAGCCUAUGGACUUCAGUUCUCUUCCUGAAAUGCUCUCACAAUUUCUGGAGACAGCAUUUGGGGCGCCUGACAUGCCUGUGUCAAGUGACGAGAUAAGGCAGCUAUUAAUCAAAGAAGGACAGCGUAUUACAGAGUUUAGAAAGGUAGCCGACGAGUAUCUCCAUCAGGGAAAGGAGAUUGUGGUAGUCCCUGUCCAGCACAGGGAAGAGACCGAUCAAUACGAGGUUUAUUCAACUCGCUCCGCUCCAUCACAGCGUAGUGGCAGUGGCUCGCUCUUUACCAAAUAUCACGCCCCGACAGACGGGUCUUCUAUGCCAAGGAACGCCAAACCUCCGGCGCCCGGGGCACUUCCGAGAAAGAGCAAAGCCAGCACCGAUGGUGGAAUACACGCAAUUCUAAAGAAGAUCCAAGGUGAGCUUUGUAGUCUCCCACGACCACUCUCCAAUAUCGAUCGUGUCUCCAUGCCCGAGUUAUAUGACGAUGCACCUUCUGAGGUUGUGCACACCUACCGUCAGUGUGUCCAUUCGUCUGGACUAUGUGAUACUCCAGAUGCUCCUUCACUUGAUGAGGAUAUGCCUACCUGCACAGAUGUUUUACACAAGAUUCCUCCAACAUCAACCGAAGAUGAAUGUCAGCAUCCUCCUAAUGACGACGACGAUGACUUAUUUCUUAUGCCCGCCAUCACUUCCUUCAGAGAGACUGAGCAUGAAACUGAUGAAACCUUCGCCUCUGAGGUACCUACUGGAAAGGCAAGCCCCGACGAUGUGCGUCCCGAAGCCCCUGUAACUGUCACUAGUGAAGAGCCAAGCAAUGUGUGCGGACUGAUUAUUUACAGAGCCACGUUUCUUUCACCCACUACUAUUAGUGGAAGCUCCUACGACCUCACCGUUGCCCUACCAUAG
Molecule: messenger RNA, 1905 nt
Organism: Giardia duodenalis
Lineage: Eukaryota; Fornicata; Diplomonadida; Hexamitidae
Exons: 1
Coding region: 1-1905 (634 amino acids)
Source: RefSeq, a predicted model, not a curated record